CGAGCUCUACAUUCUCCGCUGACUACGUGGCGGCGGCUGGAUCCGCAGGAUCACAGGGCGAAAGGGGAAGGAGGAGGAAUAAACAUCGGGAGCCGGCGGCGGCAGCAGUGUCUGUUCCUGGCGACUCGGUGGAGAUUCCCCGAGGAUCCCGGAGGAGUGUCUAGGACAUCACCACCAACAGGACAGACCCAGCAGAGGUGGCAGCACAGCCGUAUACAGUCAAGGGGGAGUUGCCCUGGGAGUCCUCAACUGUCGACUGUCACCCCCAUGAAGUCUCAUGGCAUCAAGUCAAACACGGUGAAUGGACUGGUGUUGGUCUACCUCAGCCUGGGAUCAAGAUGGUGGGACAGAAGCGACUCUGGAUUCUUGUGGUCAUCUUUUGUAUAUUAUUUCCGUCACUGUCCAAUGCAGAUAUUCACAGAGCCAAUGCCAAGAAACUGGCCCGAAAGGCAGCAGCUGCACAAGCUGCCGUUGGGAGCCAUAGGUGGUGCCCCGAAAAUGUGUUUGAACUCCGCUCAUGGUCCGAACUAUUCUCUGGAGAGCGUGUUGAUGCCUGGAUCUGCUCUUUGAUUGGCUCGGUGAUGGUUGGGCUCAGUGGUAUCUUUCCUCUCCUCGUCAUCCCAAUUGAGGCUGGGGCAGCGCUGAAAUCUAAAGAUGGAUCCCAGCGUUUGAAACGGUUGCUGAGUUUUGCUAUUGGUGGGCUGCUCGGGGAUGUCUUUCUGCACCUAUUGCCUGAGGCAUGGGCCUACACCUGUAAUAGUAAUCCAGAUGGAAGCCACAGUCGUAAACAGCAGAGGAAGUUGGGUUUGUGGGUGAUUGUCGGAUUGCUUGCCUUCUUCAUUUUGGAGAAAGUCUUUCCAGAUAAAGAGGAGGAUACAGAGUAUCACAAAACCAAGAAGACAUUGCAGAAUGGGCAUGUUUGUGUGGAUAAGGCAAUCAAACACCAUAAAAAUCGAAAACUCAUUCCCUCUGCCAGCACUCAUCGCAAUGGUUCUUGUGUGCAGCUUACUAACGGCCACUGCCAUAGCUCCACUCUGCAGCUUAGGGAAUCCACUCAGCCUGUCCAAGCCAUCAAGAUUAGUGGGUACCUGAACCUUGUUGCCAAUGGUAUUGAUAACUUCACACAUGGCCUGGCAGUGGCUGGGAGCUUCCUUGUCAGCAGAAAGGUUGGACUCACAACAACCCUGGCCAUCCUCCUCCAUGAAGUUCCACAUGAGGUCGGAGAUUUUGCCAUCCUGCUCAGGGCAGGAUUUGAUAGAUGGAGUGCAGCAAAAAUGCAGCUGACAACUGCGUUUGGAGGAGUGCUGGGGGCCUGCUUUGCCAUGUGUGCACAGUCUCCAGAAGGGGCAGGGGACAGCGUAGCUUGGAUUUUACCAUUCACUUCAGGAGGAUUUCUGUACAUUGCUCUGGUUUCUGUGGUACCUGACCUCCUUCAGGAAAAGGAUGUGUGGAACUCAGUGUAUCAGAUGUUGCUGCUGUUCAGUGGGAUCGGAGUCAUGAUGCUGGUCUCUGCCAUUAUCUGAGGUCCAGACCAGAGUGCCAUUUCAGUACAACCUAGGGAAGGUGACCUGCAGACAACUGAUCAAGAUACUGUACAAGUAUGAAAAAAAUAAUGAUGUUCUUCCCUCAAGUCUAAAUGGAGCAAUGCAAAAUGACUCGUAAACUCCAGUAAAAUGCUGAACCAAAGAAAAAUGCAAUAAACCAGAUGUUGCACAACUAGGAACAGCCACUAUACAAUUGAUGGUGCUUCAGUGUCAGACAACCAAGCCCUUGGCUUACCUAACCAAGUUUGUUGCUUUGUUGUAAGUACUCGGCAAUUUUUGAGUCCUGCUCUGCACAGACUGGUCCCCACUGUGUUCCCCACUCCACACUCUUCAUUCAGAAGGAGCAUAGGAAAUGUGCCUUGUCAGUUGUUUGACUGUUGAUUUGAGAUUGCUGCCUGGAGCUUGGACAUUGCUUCUCAACACAGGUCAGACUUCGACAGGUUAAAGCACUGGGAUGCUGCAAUAAGUAUUGUUACCAUUACUGAAAUACUUCCACUUGCAGGUGUCUGCCCAACCCAUGUCUUGCCUCAGUAUGCUCUCUGAAUCAGGUUGGGGUCAGGAAGAUCUCUCGGAGGAACAACUGGCACCUGUAAUUGGAGUUGUGUCCUUUCUGCUGGACCACAUCAGGCUCAAUGACACCCAUUUCUCUUAGAUUGUGUUACCAGAAUGUAACAAACUGGGAGGAAAUGACCUGAGCCUGAUGACGCUAACAACUAUCUUCCUCGAUCUUAUUCUCCAAGCACUACCCGUCUAUCUUCCUCAGUCUUAUAGUUCAAACACGAGCCGUCUGUCCUCCUCGAUCUUAUUCCCCAAACGCUAGCAGUCUGUCCUCCUUGAUCUUAUUCCCCAAAUACUAGCAGUGUGUCCUGCUCGAUCUUAUUCCCCAAAAACUAGCAGUCUGUCCUCCUUGAUCUUAUUCCCCAAAUACUAGCGGUCUGUCCUCCUCGAUCUUAUUCCCCAAACAGUACCAGUCUGUCCUCCUCGAUCUUAUUGUACAAACACUACCAGUCUGUUCUCCUCAAUCUUGUUGUACAGACAGUACCAGUCUGCCCUCCUCGAUCUUAUUGUACAAACACUACCAGUCUGCCCUCCUCAAUCCGAUUCCCCAAACAGUAGCCGUCAAAUCACCUCACUUCUAUUCCCAAACAUGAGCCAUCUGUCCUCCUCGAUCUUAUUCCCCAAACGCUACCUGUCUGUCCCCAUCGAUCCUAUUCUCCUAAUAGUUACUUGAAAGUCCCCCACAUUUCCACGGUACUCAUAAUCACAUUGUGUUAAUUUCUUUAUGCCUAACAUAUGGGUGAUGGUUUCAGCACAUUGGGUGGUUGGUUACCACAACCAAAAGGACUCUGCUGAAAUCUGCUGUUGAGCACAUCAGCCAGGAAUUACAGCCAUAAUGAUGCUUUUGGCGUGUGGCAACAGCCCAUCUACUACAUCGCUUUAACCAGGCCAUCAGAGGAAUCAAACUCCUUUGGUUAUCAGUACUGCCAUAUUAGCGAAAUCAGUCGUUAGGAACGUAGAAACAUUCCUCAAUCUGGGUAUUCAGAUGAAGCCUGUGGACUGACUGUUACUACCAGCUGUUGGUGUUAAUGGUGCUGUCUGUUCUAGUGUGAGGCUGUUGCUCAUUGCACAGGGAUCAGAUCUUCAGUACCUCCCAGCUAUAUACAGAGCCAUCAAUGAAAUUAACUCUCCGCACUUUCUCCUAUUUCUUGAGGCAUAGAUUUAUUUUAGGUAUUCUUUUUAAAGCCAUUUUAUGUAUUUUCAUUUUACUUGUAAAUAUUUAGCAUGAAAUAUUUAAAUAAACUAUGCAUAUUCA
Messenger RNA from Carcharodon carcharias (great white shark), 3357 nucleotides. RefSeq names its product solute carrier family 39 member 13 (gene slc39a13). Gene Ontology annotation, cellular component: membrane. Gene Ontology annotation, biological process: zinc ion transmembrane transport; intracellular zinc ion homeostasis. Bases 339 to 1523 code for a protein of 394 amino acids. Lineage: Eukaryota; Metazoa; Chordata; Chondrichthyes; Lamniformes; Lamnidae. The record is from RefSeq and is a predicted model, not a curated record. Gene Ontology annotation, molecular function: zinc ion transmembrane transporter activity. The transcript has 11 exons.